CUGUCUAAUACUGUAGUCCACCUACAGGACUGUCUUAAUACUGUAGUCCACCUACAGGACUGUCUUAAUACUGUAGUCCACCUACAGGACUGUCUUAAUACUGUAGUCCACCUACAGGACUGUCUUAAUACUGUAGUCCACCUACAGGACUGUCUUAAUACUGUAGUCCAUCUACAGGACUGUCUUAAUACUGUAGUCCACCCGCAGGACUGUCUUAAUACUGUAGUCCACCCGCAGGACCGUCUUAAUACUGUAGUCCACCUACAGGACUGUCUUAGUACUGUAGUCCAUCUACAGGACUGUCUUAAUACUGUAGUCCACCACAGGACUGUCUUAAUACUGUAGUCCACCUACAGGACUGUCUUAAUACUGUAGUCCACCUACAGGACUGUCUUAAUACUGUAGUCCACCUACAGGACUGUCUUAAUACUGUAGUCCACCUACAGGACUGUCUUAAUACUGUAGUCCAUCUACAGGACUGUCUUAAUACUGUAGUCCACCCGCAGGACUGUCUUAAUACUGUAGUCCACCUACAGGACUGUCUUAAUACUGUAGUCCACCUACAGGACUGUCUUAAUACUGUAGUCCACCUACAGGACUGUCUUAAUACUGUAGUCCACCUACAGGACUGUCUUAAUACUGUAGUCCACCUACAGGACUGUCUUAAUACUGUAGUCCACCUCGGGACGUCUUAAUACUGUAGUCCACCACGACUGUCACAUCUAAUACUGUAGUCCACCACGCAGGAGCCUGUCAUUAAUACUGUAGUCCACCUACAGGACUGUCUUAAUACUGUAGUCCACCCUACGGCUGCUUAAUACUGUAGUCCACCCCAGGACCGUCUUAAUACUGUAGUCCACCGCAGGACUGUCUAAUACUGUAUUCCAUCCGUAGGACUAUCUUAAUACUGUAGUCCACCUCAGGACCUUCUUAAUACUGUAGUCCAUCCGUAGGACUGUCUUAAUACUGUAGUCCACCUACAGGGACUCUUAAUACGUAGUCCACCCUGGCUAUAAUACUGUAGUCCACCCACAGGACUGUCUUAAUACUGUAGUCCAUCCUAGGACUGUCUUAAUACUGUAGUCCACCUACAGGACUGUCUUAAUACUGUAGUCCACCAUGGACUGUCUUAAUACUGUAGUCCACCCUACAGGACGUCUUAAUACUGUAGUCCACACACGCACUAGAACUGUCUUAAUACUGUAGUCCACCUACAGGACUGUCUUAAUACUGUAGUCCACCUACAGGACUGUCUUAAUACUGUAGUCCACUACAGGACUGUCUUAAUACUGUAGUCCACCUACAGGACUGUCUUAAUACUGUAGUCCACCUCAGGACUGUCUUAGUACUGUAGUCCACCUACAGGACUGUCUUAAUACUGUAGUCCACCUACAGGACUGUCUUAAUACUGUAGUCCACCUACAGGACUGUCUUAGUACUGUAGUCCACCUACAGGACUGUCUUAAUACUGUAGUCCACCUACAGACUGUCUUAAUACUGUAGUCCACCUACAGGACUGUCUUAGUACUGUAGUCCACCACAGGCUGUCUUAAUACUGUAGUCCACCUACAGGACUGUCUUAAUACUGUAGUCCACCUACAGGCCGUCUUAAUACUGUAGUCCACCUACAGGACUGUCUUAAUACUGUAGUCCACCUACAGGACUGUCUUAAUACUGUAGUCCACCACAGGACCGUCUUAAUACUGUAGUCCACCUACGACUGUCUUAAUACUGUAGUCCACCUACAGGACUGUCUUAAUACUGUAGUCCACCACAACUGUCUUAAUACUGUAGUCCACCUACAGGCUGUCUUAAUACUUAGUCCACCACACGUCUUAAUACUGUAUCCACCAAGACUGUCUUAAUACUGUAGUCCACCUACAGGACUGUCUUAAUACUGUAGUCCACCACACUGUCUUAAUACUGUAGUCCACCACACGUCUUAAUACUGUAGUCCAUCUACAGGACUGUCUUAAUACUGUAGUCCACCUACAGGACUGUCUUAAUACUGUAGUCCACCAACACUGUCUUAAUACUGUAGUCCACCUGCAGGACUGUCUUAAUACUGUAGUCCACCUACAGGACCGUCUUAAUACUGUAGUCCACCUACAGGACUGUCUUAAUACUGUAGUCCACCUACAGGACUGUCUUAAUACUGUAGUCCACCUACAGGACCGUCUUAAUACUCUAGUCCACCUACAGGACUGUCUUAAUACUGUAGUCCACCUACAGGACUGUCUUAAUACUGUAGUCCACCUACAGGGCUGUCUUAAAACUGUAGUCCACCCGCUGGACCAUCUUAAUACUGUAGUCCACCCGCAGGACCGUCAUAAUACUGUAUUCCAUCCGUAGGACUAUCUUAAUACUGUAGUCCACCCGCUGGACCAUCUUAAUACUGUAGUCCACCCGCAGGACCGUCAUAAUACUGUUGUCCACCCGCAGGACCGUCAUAAUACUGUAUUCCAUCCGUAGGACUAUCUUAAUACUGUAGUCCACCUACAGGACUAUCUUAAUACUGUAGUCCAUCCAUAGGACUGUCUUAAUACUGUAGUCCACCUACAGGGCUGUCUUAAAACUGUAGUCCACCCAUAGGACUGUCUUAAUACUGUAGUCCACCUACAGGACUGUCUUAAUACUGUAGUCCACCUACAGGACUGUCUUAAUACUGUAGUCCACCAACACUGUCUUAAUACUGUAGUCCACCCACAGGACCGUCUUAAUGCUGUAGUCCACCCGCAGGACUGUCUUAAUACUGUAGUCCACCUACAGGACUGUCUUAAUACUGUAGUCCACCAACACUGUCUUAAUACUGUAGUCCAUCUACAGGACUGUCUUAGUACUGUAGUCCACCUACAGGACUGUCUUAAUACUGUAGUCCACCUACAGGACUGUCUUAGUACUGUAGUCCACCUACAGGACUGUCUUAGUACUGUAGUCCACCUACAGGACUGUCUUAAUACUGUAGUCCACCUACAGGACUGUCUUAAUACUGUAGUCCACCUACAGGACCGUCUUAAUACUGUAGUCCACCAACACUGUCUUAAUACUGUAGUCCACCUACAGGACUGUCUUAGUACUGUAGUCCACCCGCAGGGCCGUCUUAAUACUGUAGUCCGCCUACAGGACUGUCUUAAUACUGUAGUCCACCUACAGGACUGUCUUAAUACUGUAGUCCACCUACAGGACUGUCUUAAUACUGUAGUCCACCUACAGGACUGUCUUAAUACUGUAGUCCACCUACAGGACCGUCUUAAUACUGUAGUCCACCAACACUGUCUUAAUACUGUAGUCCACCUACAGGACUGUCUUAAUACUGUAGUCCACCAACACUGUCUUAAUACUGUAGUCCACCCGCAGGACCGUCUUAAUACUGUAGUCCAUCUACAGGACUGUCUUAAUACUGUAGUCCACCUACAGGGCUGUCUUAAUACUGUAGUCCACCUACAGGACUGUCUUAAUACUGUAGUCCACCUACAGGACCGUCUUAAUACUGUAGUCCAUCUACAGGACUGUCUUAAUACUGUAGUCCACCUACAGGACUGUCUUAAUACUGUAGUCCACCAACACUGUCUUAAUACUGUAGUCCACCUACAGGACUGUCUUAGUACUGUAGUCCACCUACAGGACCGUCUUAAUACUGUAGUCCACCUACAGGACUGUCUUAAUACUGUAGUCCACCUACAGGACUGUCUUAAUACUGUAGUCCAUCUACAGGACUGUCUUAAUACUGUAGUCCACCUACAGGACCGUCUUAAUACUGUAGUCCAUCUACAGGACUGUCUUAAUACUGUAGUCCACCUACAGGACCGUCUUAAUGCUGUAGUCCACCUACAGGACUGUCUUAAUACUGUAGUCCACCAACACUGUCUUAAUACUGUAGUCCAUCUACAGGACUGUCGUAAUACUGUAGUCCACCUACAGGACUGUCUUAAUACUGUAGUCCACCUACAGGACUGUCUUAAUACUGUAGUCCACCAACACUGUCUUAAUACUGUAGUCCACCCGCAGGACCGUCUUAAUACUGUAGUCCAUCUACAGGACUGUCUUAAUACUGUAGUCCAUCUACAGGACUGUCUUAAUACUGUAGUCCACCUACAGGACUGUCUUAAUACUGUAGUCCACCUACAGGACUGUCUUAGUACUGUAGUCCACCUACAGGACCGUCUUAAUACUGUAGUCCACCUACAGGACUGUCUUAAUACUGUAGUCCACCUACAGGACUGUCUUAAUACUGUAGUCCACCUACAGGACUGUCUUAAUGCUGUAGUCCACCUACAGGACUGUCUUAAUACUGUAGUCCACCCACAGGACUGUCUUAAUACUGUAGUCCACCAACACUGUCUUAAUACUGUAGUCCACCUACAGGACUGUCUUAAUACUGUAGUCCACCUACAGGACUGUCUUAAUACUGUAGUCCACCUACAGGACUGUCUUAAUACUGUAGUCCACCCGCAGGGCUGUCUUAAU
Molecule: messenger RNA, 4467 nt
Organism: Coregonus sp. 'balchen'
Lineage: Eukaryota; Metazoa; Chordata; Actinopteri; Salmoniformes; Salmonidae
Source: the annotation of a GenBank genome assembly